Messenger RNA from Pelobates fuscus (common spadefoot toad), 4799 nucleotides. It is a transcript of the gene PIK3R4, whose product is annotated as phosphoinositide-3-kinase regulatory subunit 4. The record is from RefSeq and is a predicted model, not a curated record. Lineage: Eukaryota; Metazoa; Chordata; Amphibia; Anura; Pelobatidae. Gene Ontology annotation, cellular component: phosphatidylinositol 3-kinase complex, class III, type II; late endosome; phosphatidylinositol 3-kinase complex, class III, type I. Gene Ontology annotation, molecular function: protein serine/threonine kinase activity; ATP binding; protein binding. The coding region runs from base 218 to 4312 and encodes 1364 amino acids. Gene Ontology annotation, biological process: autophagy of peroxisome; protein targeting to vacuole; late endosome to vacuole transport. The transcript is spliced from 19 exons.
GCCUCCGAAGCCGGAAGCCAGGUUUAGGAGCCGCUGUUUGUGUACAUGAUCAGAGCGCCUCACACAUCAUCGGACGUACCAGUGUCACCUGUCAAUCACUUAGUAAAUCUCGCUGUGGGUUUUUUCAGUUUAUGUGUAAACAGAUGAUCAUUCUGUGUGAUCUGCUGGUUUCUUAGAGGAAGCCAGGGCUCAGCAACUCCUGCCCCCAGAGACAGACAUGGGGAAUCAGCUGGCAGGGAUAGCGCCCUCGCAGAUCCUCUCUGUGGACAGCUACUUCUCAGACAUCCAUGACUAUGAGUACGAUAAGAGCCUGGGCAGCACACGCUUCUUCAAAGUCGCCCGUGCCAAGCACAGGGAGGGCCUGGUGGUUGUGAAGGUAUUUGCCAUCCAAGACCCCUCUCUGCCCCUCACCAACUACAAACAGGAGCUGGAGGAGCUGAAGAUCAGGCUGUGCUCUUCCCAAAACUGCCUGCCCUUCCAGAAGUUUAUCUUGAACGAGAAGGCAGCACUGCUUUUCAGGCAGUAUGUCAGGGACAACCUUUAUGACCGGAUCAGCACCCGUCCCUUUCUCAACAACAUUGAGAAGCGCUGGAUUGCCUUCCAGAUCCUGACAGCUGUGGAUCAAGCUCACAAAUCUGGGGUAAGACAUGGAGAUAUCAAAACAGAAAAUGUCAUGGUGUCCAGCUGGAACUGGGUACUCCUGACAGACUUCGCCAGCUUUAAACCCACCUACCUCCCUGAGGACAAUCCUGCAGACUUCAACUAUUUCUUUGACACUUCCAGGAGGAGAACCUGUUAUAUUGCUCCAGAGAGGUUUGUGGAUGGCACCACUUUUUCCACAGAGCUUGAAUCCAUGAAUGAUCCAUCGACGCCUUUGGUGGAUCUCACAAAUAACAACCAGCGUACGAGAGGGGACCUUAAAAGAGCAAUGGAUAUUUUUUCUGCAGGUUGUGUGAUUGCAGAACUAUUCACAGAAGGAGUUCCACUGUUUGAUUUGUCUCAACUUCUGGCUUACAAAAAGGGGCAAUUUACCCCUGAUCAAGCGCUAAGCAAAAUUGAAGACCAUUCUAUCCGGCAGUUGGUAACACAGAUGAUCUGUCGGGAACCUGAGAAACGGUUGGCUGCUGAAGACUACUUGAAACAACAAAGGGGCAAUGCAUUCCCUGAAAUAUUUUACACAUUUUUACAGCCAUACAUGGCGCAGUUCGCUAAAGAAACAUUCCAUUCUGCCGAUGAGCGCAUCCUUGUUAUACGCAAAGAUCUCGACAACAUCAUACACAAUUUCUGUGGCGAUGACCAAUGUGAGAAGUCUGAUAGUGAAACUAAGGAAAACGGGCUUCUUAUCCUGGUCUCUGUGAUAACGUCUUGUUUGCAGACACUGAAACACUGUGAUUCUAAGCUUGCUGCCCUGGAGCUUCUCCUGCACCUUGCUCCACGUUUAACUGUUGAGAUUUUACUAGACCGUAUUACUCCAUACCUGUUACAUUUCAGCAAUGAUUCUGUUCCAAGAGUAAAGGCAGAAGCUGUGAGGAUAUUGACCAAAGUUCUUGCUCUUGUCAAGGAAGUGCCUCGUAAUGACAUCAACAUUUAUCCAGAAUACAUUUUGCCUGGAAUAGCGCAUUUGGCUCAAGAUGAAGCCACUAUAGUCAGAUUGGCAUAUGCAGAAAACAUUGCAUUGCUGGCUGAGACUGCACUUAAAUUUCUGGAGUUGGUGCAACUGAAAAACCUAAGUAUGGAAAAUGACCCAAACAUUGAAGAGAUAGAUGAGAUGUCACAUCCAAGUGAGAACUAUGACACAGAAUUGCAGGCUUUGCAUGAAAUGGUUCAACAAAAGGUGGUAACAUUGCUGAGUGACCCAGAGAAUAUCGUGAAGCAGACUUUAAUGGAGAAUGGCAUAACAAGACUCUGUGUUUUCUUUGGUCGGCAAAAAGCAAAUGAUGUCCUCCUUUCUCACAUGAUCACUUUUCUGAAUGAUAAGAAUGACUGGCACCUCCGUGGAGCUUUCUUUGACAGCAUUGUUGGUGUUGCGGCAUAUGUGGGGUGGCAGAGCUCAUCUAUCUUAAAGCCGCUUCUCCAACAAGGUCAAAGUGAUGUUGAAGAGUUUGUGAUCUUUAAAGCUCUUAAUGCUUUGACCUGCAUGUGUCAACUGGGACUCCUUCAGAAGCCACACGUCUAUGAAUUUGCUUGUGACGUUGCACCUUUUCUGUGCCAUCCAAACUUGUGGAUCCGUUAUGGUGCCGUUGGAUUUAUCACUACAGUUGCACAGCAAUUAAACAUAGCAGAUGUAUACUGUAGACUGAUGCCCUACCUCCAUCAUUUCAUCAUUGAGCCAAUUCUGCAGAUAGAGAAGGAAGUUGUCCUGCUGAGUGUGUUGAAAGAGCCUGUGAGCCGCUCUAUAUUUGAUUAUGCAUUAAGAGCAAAAGACAUCGCAAGCCUCUUCAGACACCUUCAGAUGCGCCAGAAGAAGAGACAUGGGACUCUCCAAGAAUGCCCACCUCCCGAUGAUCCAGCAAUUGCUCAGCUUUUGAAAAAACUCUUAUCGCAGGGGAUGACAGAAGAAGAAGAAGAUAAGCUUUUAGCACUAAAAGACUUUAUGUUAAAGUCCAACAGAGCCAAAGCAAGUUUAGCAGAACAGAGCCAUCUCUAUGAAAGUGCUAAUAAAGGUGUGAUCGACUUGCCAUCUUUAGGCCUAAGCGGUAGACAAGCUGAUCUUGUUAAAACGAAACUGGACACAGAAGACAAACGCAAUCGGAAACAUGUUAAGCAAGAUUCCAAUGUGAAUGAAGAGUGGCGAAGCAUGUUUGGAGCAAUGGAACCGUCCAAUGUGAACCCGGCAGCAGCAGCACCUAGAGCCUUGCCACCUGCUGAACAGGAAUCUGGAAAGCCUCUUCACACAGAAUCGUCUGCUGCCCUUUUGGCUCCUUUAUCGUCCUCACCACAGGCAACAGAAGGAAUGGUAACCCAGUCAAGGAGGCCCACUAUGCAAAUCUAUACCAGCACAUUUGCUCCUGCAGCAUUCCAACGCUUGGCUCAAUGUAAAAGUGAACUCCAGCAGCUCAUACAGCAGAAGAGGGAGCAAUGCCAUGCAGAAAGAUUAGUCAAAUAUAUGAUGGAGACCGCUGAAUGGGAGAGCAAACCACCACCUACAGGGUGGCAUCCUAAGGGUUUGUUGGUGGCACAUCUGCAUGAACAUAAAGGUCCAGUAAACCGAAUAAGAGUCUCAGAUGAGCAUUCUAUUUUUGCCACUUGCUCCAAUGAUGGAACUGUAAAAAUCUGGAAUAGCCAAAAAAUGGAAGGAAAGACAACAACAACAAGAUCAAUUAUAACAUAUUCUCGCAUCGGGGGACGUAUUAAGACAAUGGCUUUUUGCCAGGGAUCACAUUAUUUAGCUGUGGCUUCAGAUAAUGGUAACAUCCAGCUUCUUUCUAUUGAAGCAUCUAAACCACCUAAAUCUCCAAAAAUACAUCAGCUCCAAAGCAGAAGCUUGGAUUUGAAGCAAGAUGGCUGUGUGAUGGAUAUGCAUCAAUUUAAUGCUGGAUCACAGUCCGUAUUGGCCUACGCUACUGUGAAUGGCUCACUGGUUGGUUGGGAUCUGAGAUCCUCCUCGAAUGCCUGGACUUUAAAGCACGAUCUGAGGUUAGGACUGAUAACGUCAUUUGCCGUGGAUAUACAUCAGUGCUGGCUCUGUAUAGGUACUAGCAGUGGAACCAUGGCUUGCUGGGAUAUGAGGUUUCAGUUACCAAUAUCCAGUCACACUCACCCUGCCCGUUCCCGCAUUCGACGGGUUUUGAUGCAUCCUCUCAGCAUGCAUACAAUGUAUCAGUCGUGGGUCAUAGCAGCUGUUGAAGGCAACAAUGAAGUGUCCAUGUGGGAUAUGGAGACAGGAGACCGACGUUUCACUUUAUGGGCUAGUAAUGCUCCUCCACUCUCAGAAAGGCAGGGUUCUCCUCAUAGUGUUAAUGGUAUUUACUGCAGUCCAGCUGAUGGAAACCCCAUACUACUGACUGCAGGGUCUGAUAUGAAACUCAGAUUUUGGAAUUUGGCCUGUCCGAAGAGAUCCUACAUUAUUGCAGGCAGUACUAACAGUUUACCGCCUGUGUCUUACGUUAGUAAGAUAAUUGAAGGAACUGAAGUUGUUCAGGAAAUCCAAAGUAAACACACAGCUGGUCCCAGUGAAGAGACACCACGAAAAGGACCUGAAUCAUUGCCAGCUGGACAUCAUGAUAUUAUUACAGACAUAGCCACUUUUCAAACCACACAAGGGUUUAUAGUAACGUCUUCUAGGGAUGGAAUUGUGAAAGUAUGGAAGUAAGAGUCCUGUCAUACUGGAACUUUACAAGCAUCAUGAAGUAACUAGGCCUUGACUGCAGCCGAAUCCCUUUUGUGCAAUGCACUCUAUUUCCUGUGCUGUCCACAAGAUGGCAGCAGGCGGCUGUAGAAGGAAGGGGUGUUGCAUCCAAUACAUCAUGUUGUAUUUUGAAAGAAGAUUUUUUAUAUGUCUCUUUUUCACAGAAUUGGUCUGAAUAUAAAUGCUGCCUAUAGUAUUACACAUACAUCUCACAAAAUCCAGGUUAUUUAAUUUUUUUAUAUAAAAAUAAGUGUUUUCUUUCCAUGUCUGUAAUGUAAAGAUGAAAGAAAUAAGUCUGGCCUUUUUUCAUUUGCACACAAAGUGCUGAGAAGGCGUUAUAUUUAAAACUCUAUUUUGAAAGCUUGUUUACAAGACUGGAAGCGAAGGUAAGGCAUGUGUUUUGCACUAAUGUUCCUAUAUACUACUAAUAAAUAACUACCUGUAUACCAAA